GCCGUGGAGAGGCAGAGCCGACGGGCGGCAAGGGAAACGCCGAGCCCCGCAGAGCAGCCUCACCGCACGUGCGCAACAUGUCUGCCACACACUUCAACAGGGGCCCAGCCUAUGGCAUGUCAGCUGAAGUCAAGAGUAAGCUUGCGCAGAAAUAUGAUCCCCAGCGGGAGCAUGAACUGAGGCAAUGGAUUGAGGAAGUGACAGGGAAGCGCAUCGGAGACAACUUCAUGGAAAGCUUGAAAGAUGGAGUCAUCCUGUGCGACCUCAUCAACAAACUCCAGCCUGGAUCAGUGAGGAAGGUGAAUGAGUCCACACAGAACUGGCACCAGCUGGAGAAUAUUGGCAAUUUCAUUAAGGCUAUCACAAGAUACGGAGUGAGGCCCCACGACAUCUUUGAAGCCAACGACCUCUUUGAGAACACAAACUACACCCAGGUCCAGUCUACACUGAUUGCUCUGGCUAGCAUGGCCAAGACAAAAGGCAACAAGGUGAAUAUCGGUGUGAAGUAUGCUGAGAAACAGCAGCGCAAAUUCCUGCCUGAAAAGCUGAAAGAAGGACGGAACAUCAUUGGGCUACAGAUGGGCACCAACAAGUUCGCCAGCCAGCAGGGCAUGACAGCAUAUGGCACACGUCGGCACCUUUAUGACCCCAAGUUGGGCACAGACCAACCUCUAGAUCAAGCCACAAUCAGUCUACAGAUGGGAACUAACAAGGGGGCUAGCCAGGCGGGCAUGACAGCUCCUGGAACCAAGCGGCAGAUCUUUGAACCCACCCUGGGCAUGGAGCACUGCGACACCCAGAACAUCUCCCUGCAGAUGGGCAGCAACAAAGGGGCUUCACAGCAGGGUAUGACUGUAUACGGGCUGCCCCGGCAGGUCUAUGACUCCAAGUAUUGCCUCACGCCCAACUAUCCCAGCAUUGGAGAUGAAGAAGACCAUUACAAUCACAGCCAUCAUAACUUCUACAACUCAGAGUAAACAGCAGGAAUCGUGGGACAGACACAGAACAGAGACACGGGCACUGCAGAGGCGCUUUCCAAAAAGAUCCACCAUCAAGUGGUUAUUUUAACUUGGGAAUAUCAGAAGAUCCAGACAGUUCCCCAAACUGCUAACCAGCUCGCUAGAGACUCCUUAAACCAUGCCAAAGCCAGGUCUCCCCUCCAAGCCUCUACCACUGCACCUUAAAAGCUUCACUUUGAUACCUUUCACGCUUUUACUUAUCAAAUACUGCCACUACUUUUAAGCAUGCACUGACGUGGCUCAAAUUCCUCAGGAUAGAAUGUCACAGUAAAAAGACCCAGUGUGGUGAAAGUAGGAACAAGGGAAUGAGCACCUUUGCUCUAUCUUC
Messenger RNA from Elgaria multicarinata webbii, 1347 nucleotides. It is a transcript of the gene CNN1, whose product is annotated as calponin 1. Gene Ontology annotation, cellular component: focal adhesion; actin cytoskeleton. Lineage: Eukaryota; Metazoa; Chordata; Lepidosauria; Squamata; Anguidae. The transcript has 7 exons. Gene Ontology annotation, biological process: actomyosin structure organization; actin filament organization. The record is from RefSeq and is a predicted model, not a curated record. Gene Ontology annotation, molecular function: actin filament binding. Bases 78 to 977 code for a protein of 299 amino acids.